Messenger RNA from Cotesia congregata, 453 nucleotides. The record is from the annotation of a GenBank genome assembly. NCBI's taxonomy places the organism in Eukaryota, Metazoa, Arthropoda, Insecta, Hymenoptera, Braconidae.
AUGUAUCCCAAGGCUUGGAAAGAAUUUCAAACAGAUUUCAAGACUUGUACAGCUUUACAACACACUAGUAAGGCCUAUUCUAGGAUAUGGGUCAGUUAUUUGGUUACAGACUAUUCAGUCCAUAUUCAUAGACUGGAAGCGGUUAAACUAAGUCUCGUGAGACAUAUCAAAUAUUUAUGGGGAUUGCAAGCACAGAAAAGUGAUCGUGAUUUUCGAACAGCGCAGAUGGACUUGUGUUUAUUCCAGGACAUAAUCAACACCAAAAUAGACAGUUCGGAAAUACUGAACGAAACAAAACUAUUGGUGCUUAACUACAAGGAUUUUGAGAGAAAAAAAAAAUUGCUGGAUUUAGCACAAGACAUGAAAAGAUUUAUAACAAGUGGUUCUAGAAACAGGAUAUUCGCUACAGUGAAUGAAUAUGGAAAUGAUUUAAAUUCUUUUAAUAGUAGCUAG